AUGGCAACAUUGCUUGACAAGGUGAAGUUCCUUUGUGUCGCGGGAAUUGGCCUCUUUUCUGAUGGCUAUCUCAAUUUAACAAUCGGUCUAGUAAUGCCGAUGUUGGGCUACCUGUAUUGGCAGGAUCAAGGGGGUGAAGUCCCGACCGUGUCAAGUGAUAUUAUGAAGGGUUCUCUGAAUGUUGGAAUGGCCGUCGGCCAAUUCGUGUUUGGUGUAUUGGGAGAUGCCCUGGGUCGUCACAAGGUGUACGGCAAAGAAUUGUUGAUCACCCUGUUUGGUACCUUCAUGGUUGUCUUACUUCCUUGGAACAACUUUGACAAACAGUCGAUUGUUGCGUGGGUUGCAUGUUUUCGCGUUGUGACAGGCAUCGGCAUUGGAGCAGAUUAUCCCAUGUCAUCAUCCCUCUCCGCUGAAAGUACGCCGCUUGGUUCGAGAGCGGUUCUGUCCCUGUCUGUCUUUGCUGCCAUGGGUCUUGGUAACAUGGCUGCCAGCAUCGUGUUCCUCGUACUGGUCGAAGCGUUUCAAUCCAGUGUUGAAUCCAAUAUCCAUUAUGCCGAGUGGGUCUGGAGACUCUUCCUUGGCCUGGGUAUGAUUCCCGCCGCCAUCACGCUUUACGCGCGAUGGACUAUGCCAGAGACCUCUCCCUAUGAAAAAUAUGUAUCGAAGGAUACGAGUGUCAAAGAGGUAGCCAAGCGAGGCCUAAAAGAGCAGUCCCGGGACUUUUUUGUAUACUUCCGGGAAUGGAGACAUACCAAAGUCCUAUUCGCGACCUCGGCGUCUUGGUUUCUCUUUGAUAUUGCUUACUAUGGCAUCAACCUCAAUCAAAGUGUUAUCCUUUCGCAAAUUGGGUAUGCCGACGGUCCUACCCCGUGGGUCACCCUUCGUAAUACUGCUGUCGGAAACAUCAUCGUCCAAUGUGCUGGUUACCUCCCCGGAUAUUUUUUCGGAAUUCCUCUACCCGAUCUUUUAGGACGUACGCGCCAGCAGUUUUACGCAUGCAUCAUAGUCGCUAUUCUCUACGCCAUCUGGGCCGGCGUAACCAGUCACACAAGCACGGGAGGGCUGAUUACCGUGUUCACGCUCUCACAGAUUUUCCUUAACAUGGGUCCCAACUGCACAACCUGGCUCAUACCUGUCGAGGUCUUCCCGACUCGCAUUCGCGGGACGGCACAUGGCAUUUCCGCCGCGGCAGGCAAAUGCGGUGCCAUCCUGACUGCAUUCGCAUUCGGUACUGUGACUGAUCGUAUUGGUUUGCCCGGCGUGCUAGGCAUCUUUUCAGGAAUCAUGGUCCUCACUGCUCUGGUCACUUUGUUGAUUCCGGAGACGAGAGGCAUGACUAUUUCUGAUAUUGAGAACGAAUUCCAUUUCGCUGAACAUCGACCCUUGAAUAUAUUCAAAUGGCCAGGACCUUGGAAGAAGGAGGAUGAGGGUCUAGAUGACGAUGUUUCACCAAAGUUGGGGAGUGUGGCCAUCAUCGACCAGGGUCAAACCGUGUAG
Messenger RNA from Aspergillus chevalieri, 1497 nucleotides. RefSeq names its product inorganic phosphate transporter Pho84 (gene PHO84). Gene Ontology annotation, biological process: transmembrane transport. Lineage: Eukaryota; Fungi; Ascomycota; Eurotiomycetes; Eurotiales; Aspergillaceae. Gene Ontology annotation, cellular component: membrane. Gene Ontology annotation, molecular function: transmembrane transporter activity. The transcript has 6 exons. The record is from RefSeq and is a predicted model, not a curated record. The coding region runs from base 1 to 1497 and encodes 498 amino acids.